Molecule: messenger RNA, 284 nt
Organism: Loa loa (African eye worm)
Lineage: Eukaryota; Metazoa; Nematoda; Chromadorea; Rhabditida; Onchocercidae
Exons: 2
Coding region: 1-177 (58 amino acids)
Cellular component (GO): mitochondrion; cytoplasm
Molecular function (GO): acetyltransferase activity; lipoic acid binding
Source: RefSeq, a predicted model, not a curated record
AUGACCACUUCAGAGGACGAUCAGGAAACUAGAAAAAUUCUUGUUACCCCGGCAGUUCGACAACUUGCUAGGGAAAAGGGGGUGAAUCUGAAUGAAAUCACUGGAACAGGUUUUAGUGGACGUAUUCUAAAGGAUGAUGUUAUUCGGCAUGUCGAACUUCAAAAUAGUGAGGGCUGAUAUUCUUUUAUUUUUCUUCAUGAUAUUUUCAAUUGAAUUUACAACCACUUCUCAGAAAAUCAUUGUACUUCAAAGCCUACUGCCACUAUCAGUUUUGGAAAAAUUAU